CAAAAAUCAGUCUAUGUGGCCAUCUUUGACGAAUGUGGUUAGAAAGAAGUGAGGCGAAAACGCGUGUGUGCUUCGGAAAUCACUGAUAUUUCGCAGAUUUUCUAUCGCGACCACUCGGGAAAGUGCAAAUCGGAAUCCUGGUCGAUCGAUUGUACCCCUGCGGAAAGUUUCGUUAGUUUGUGUCGACGGAAUUCGGUUCUGUUUCCUAUAGGAGUGCCGGAGAAGUUUUUUUUUUCCCAUCGUCGGUCGGUGUCCGUGUCUUCUUUUUCGGUUCUUUUGUUGCCGUUUUUCUCCUCUCUCCGUUGUUCCACACGGAUUUUACGGCUCCGGACGAUCGUGGUGGACGUUUUCUUUUCUGUGCGAGGAGGAAAGGUUUCCGUUUUGUUUCCUUUCUUUUUGGGGGGUUCAGGAACAAGAAAAAUAUUGAAGCAAAAUUAACACCGCCCUGUGCGUCGGGAGGUUGAUUCGGUGUUGCGAGGAAAGCAAAGUCAGAAACAGCGGAAAGAUGGCCCAGGAAAACGACUCCAACGAGAUUAGCACCAAAUUCUCCAAGCUGAAUGUGAACGCACUGGAGUUUGUGCCGAGUUUUGCUAGCUCGACUACUUCGGCCGCGGCGGCUGCAGCAGCAGCAGUCGUAACACCAACAGCUGCCGGAACCCCUACGGCUCCGCUCACCACAGGCACUUCGUCGUCCGGCGGCGGCAAUACACCAACUUCUGCCGCGGCCACACCGACGCCACCGUCAAGUAGUGCGGCUCCGGUUCCGAUGGACGCAAAGGGAGACGAGGAGGCUAAAACGCCGGAAAAUAAUGAAAGUGAACCACUUGACAGUUGGGACGCUGAAGAGGAUUCCAUCCUAACGCCCGAAGAUGAAGAAAUGGAUUUGGACGACGGAGAUGUGGACGGAGAUUCGGUGGCAAAGGUAUCCAAGAAGAAGGUCCCAAAGGUGGAGGAAAGCAAGAGCAAGAAAGAGCAUGUGAAUGUAGUUUUUAUUGGACACGUUGAUGCUGGUAAAUCCACAAUCGGUGGCCAGAUUAUGUCGCUUACAGGAAUGGUUGAUAAGCGAACACUAGAGAAAUACGAACGAGAGGCACGUGAAAAAUCCCGAGAAAGCUGGUACUUAUCGUGGGCGCUGGACACAAACCAGGAAGAACGAGACAAAGGUAAAACUGUGGAAGUUGGUCGUGCCUAUUUUGAGACUGAGAAAAAGCAUUUCACUAUCCUGGACGCCCCGGGACACAAGAGUUUUGUGCCGAACAUGAUCGGUGGAGCGGCGCAGGCGGACUUAGCCGUACUAGUGAUUUCCGCGCGAAAAGGCGAGUUCGAAACCGGGUUUGACCGGGGAGGGCAGACUCGAGAGCAUGCAAUGUUAGCAAAGACGGCCGGAGUUAAGCACCUGGUGGUACUAGUAAACAAAAUGGACGAUCCAACGGUGAACUGGGACGUUGAGCGGUACAACGAAUGCAAAGACAAAAUCUUACCAUACCUCAAAAAGCUAGGAUUCAACCCAACAAAGGAUCUGACGUUCAUGCCGUGUUCCGGCAUCACUGGCAUGGGACUGAAGGAACAGAUCAGCGAAUCCAUUUGCCCGUGGUACCGAGGGCCAGCCUUCAUUCCAUUCAUCGACGAGCUGCCUUCGCUGAACCGCAAAACCGACGGUCCGUUCAUCAUGCCCAUCGUAGACAAGUACAAGGACAUGGGGACGGUUCUGAUGGGCAAGGUGGAAUCCGGAACGGCCAAAAAGGGAAUCAACCUGCUCGUGAUGCCUAACAGAACGCAAGUGUCCGUCGAUCAGCUAUGGUCGGAUGAUGAGGAAGUUACCGCGGUGGGGCCUGGCGAAAACGUGAAGAUCAAAGUGAAAGGCAUUGAAGAGGAAGAUGUGUCGCCCGGUUUCGUGCUGUGUGAUGCUUCCAACCCAAUCAAAACCGGCAAAGUUUUCGACGCGCAAGUAGUUAUCCUAGAACACAAAUCAAUUAUCUGUGCGGGCUAUUCGGCGGUGAUGCACAUACAUUGUGCAGCGGAGGAAAUUACUGUUAAGGCUCUCAUUUGUUUAGUGGAUAAAAAAACGGGCGAAAAAUCAAAGACCAGGCCACGUUUCGUCAAGCAGGAUCAGGUGGCCAUCAUGAGAAUUGAGUGCUCCGGACUGAUCUGUCUAGAGCAGUUUAAGCUAUUCCCACAAAUGGGGCGCUUCACGUUGCGAGAUGAAAAUAAAACCAUCGCCAUCGGUAAAGUUCUAAAGGUUAUUGAAUAAAUAGGUUUUUAAAACAUUACACAAACAGAAUUAGUAACGAAAACAAACAACAACGCUAUCUCGUCCUCUGCCCCAAGGAACUUGUACCCUCUGACAGCGAAACAGAAAAAGAAAUCCACAACUACUAACAAUCUGCAAACAAGCAAGCAAAAGAAGACAUCAAGUCGGACACUUCGUUGACCAUCCAUUUCUCUCGACGUGGCAGAUGAAUACUCAUUUGUCGGUCUGUUGUUAUGUUUAUUCCUAUCAUGAAAAGAAGAAAAAUAAUGAAUCCCAACCUAGCGGCAGGCAUUUCUUCGGUAUUGCUUCGAAAGCUGAGCGAUGUAAAAGAUCAUAGAUUUGUUCAUUGCCGGGAUGCUGAACUUGCCUGCCGUGGUCUCCAAGAUGUGAGAUGAAUUUUGUUUUUUUUUGUCGUACGUUGCGUACAAGUAAACAAUGAGACACUACUUAACCCUAUUCUCCCUUGUGAUCUUUUGAGCAAUUUUAGACAAUUUAAUUUUUGAAUUUGAGCCGAUUUUGAUAAAUCAAAAGCAAUCAUUUUUAAAACUGUAUCGAGCAGUGAUUUUUAUCGAAUUUUAUUCAUCUUAUUCGAUUAGAUAAUAGUCACCGCUACAAAUCCAGUUGAAAAAGAUUGUUACUCAUACAGGUCAUUCAGAAUUUCUUGUUAUAUUUUAUUAUAACGGUGCUUGUCUUUGACGAUAACGUCUUCGGACCUACAAUGCUUUUACUUUCCAAUAUGUUUUUAUUCGUUCGACCAAUAAUUUGUCAAUAAUUGUUUGAAACGUUAUAUAGGCUGGAUUAGGGAUGAGUAGCAAUACACAAACACACAACAUAGGAAAUGCUUAUGAUAACAAUCAUUUGUAAAACAGAAACUAAUUGAAAAUAUUAAAUAUUCGCGAAAGCGGAGGACUGAACUUAUAUACAAUAAGGAAAAAAAAUAAGAAAAUAGAAACAAACACACACAGUAAACUGAAAGAAGAAGAAAUGAUGAUAAAAGAAUCCAGAAUAAAUAAACAUCAUGCGCAUCAGGAACAAUAAUCUUAAUGAUAACACGUUAUUGUAUAGAGGAAAAAUCCGAACCGUUUUCGCCGGAGAUCCUAGCUUUUGGGCGCGAGUUUUCCAAAACUGGUUCUGAUCUGGAUCUGGGGGUUAUCUCUCAUCCCAAAAGCACGGCGACGAUUCCGACUUAAAUGCGAAGAUUUGCACUAGCACGCAAAAAAUACCAACGCCCGAGGCAAAACAAAAACUUUACUAAAAAAUCCAACCAAUUGUUACUUUUGAUUUGUUUCAACGUGUAAAAUGCUUAUUAUUAUGAGGUUUUUAGCUUUUUGUAUUGCAACAGAAAAUAAUACAAAUAAAAAAAAAGUUGCUGGAAGACGCAUGCGGACGGAAAUCAAAUUUAUGUACGCAGAUAGCAUCGUUAUAGCUGAGAAAGAGUGAGGCUACGGUCGAAGUUUUGCAGGAGCAGUGAGAAAAGACGGCAGUUAACUAGAAGUCGGAUCCAGAUUGCGUAUUAAACGAAGUGCUUCUCGAGAUUUUCAAACUUUACGUGAGCGUGCGAAAGUGCGGUUGUUACGCGAUAUGAGUGCGGUAUUAGAGGGCUGUGUUUCACCAUUUGGAUUGACCUUAGAGUUACAGCAGCUUGAAAUGACGCCUUUUUUUAUUCGUCUGGAAGAAAGCAGCCGGAAACCGGGAUUGAAAGAGUGCAUGGUUGCGUGUGUUGACUGAGCGAGGUAUCGGAAUGAAAAUUAAUUUAACUAGGGCUAAAUAUGCAAAAACAUUUACACAAUUUACACAAACCGUUGAGGGACAGAUUAUUACAACAAUAAAAAAGAAAGAAUAAACACGCAGCGUUGAGGCAAGUAAAUAAUCAUUGUUCUGUUUCGAACUAGAAAGGAUAAACUACAAACACACAAACAAUAAAAACUGUAAUUUAACAUCAGAAAAAGUAAAGAGGAUUAGGAGAAAAAUGAAGUUAAAAAAGUAACAUCGUUGAACCGAUAAAGAGAAGUUAUAGAAGUAGCCGGGAAGGUGGAACAACAGCAGCAAACUAUUCUACAUUUAAUCAAAACAACAAUGGAAACUCCUUUAUCUAAUUAUAAUUACUAUUUUCGUUUUUUUAUUUGUUUAUCUUUUAAAAAGAAAAGAAGUAAAAUAAAAACCUCUUCAAAAACA
Molecule: messenger RNA, 4426 nt
Organism: Armigeres subalbatus
Lineage: Eukaryota; Metazoa; Arthropoda; Insecta; Diptera; Culicidae
Gene: eRF3
Product: eukaryotic peptide chain release factor GTP-binding subunit ERF3A
Exons: 9
Coding region: 506-2251 (581 amino acids)
Biological process (GO): nuclear-transcribed mRNA catabolic process, deadenylation-dependent decay; translation; translational termination
Cellular component (GO): translation release factor complex
Molecular function (GO): GTP binding; GTPase activity; translation release factor activity
Source: RefSeq, a predicted model, not a curated record